AUGAGUCCAUAAAGUUGUCAAGUAGUGGUCGGGUGACCGCGGAGAUUGGCUUUAAAAGUAAGAUCCACCCACCUGUUCUUCGCUCAGACGUCGUUACUUUCGUGUCAGGAGCUCCGAUACCUUCUGAUCGUCAGCCUUCCUUCACCGUAGGUUCCGCAUGGCUGCUCAUCUCAUCGUUCUUUUCCUCUUCAGUGUGCUAAAAGGAGUUCACAGCAUAACUAUAGUCAGUAAAGUUUCAGUAAAAGCUGGAAAAUCUAUCUCCAUCCCAUGUCUCUAUCACUACCAAUACACAGACCAUGUGAAGUACUUGUGUAAAGGAUAUUUUUGGACGUCCUGCAGACAUGCAGUGAAAACAAAUGAACCAGACCCUUCAGGAAAAUAUUUAAUCUCCGAUGACAAAAAACAGCAAAUUUUCACUGUGACUGUAAACCAUCUGACAAAUCAAAACACUCAUUACUGGUGUGUGGUGGAGAUUAAUAAUGGACCAGAUCAUGGACAGUAUUUUCAGCUUUUAGUUACCAAUGGUACUCCCAGUCUCUAUGUUGAUCAUCAGAUGAUUACAGGAUAUAUUGGAGAAAACAUAACCAUCAGAUGUCACCACAGUAACUCUGGAGAAAUGAAGUGGUGCAGGCUGGACAGGAACUGUGUGACAGGAUCACCUGGAUCUAUAGAUGGAACAACAGUGACCGCUCAUAUGAGCGAACCAAAUGUUUUCACAGUGACCAUGAGUGGACUAAAGUCAGAGAACAGUGGCUGGUAUUGGUGUGCUGAAGGGGACAUUCAGAUACCAGUAUAUUUAACUGUUACUGAGAACACUACCACUACCCCUACUACUAUCAGUAUUACUUCUCACGCUGUUGCUGGAAAUGGAAAAUUUACUACAAUGGAGCAAUGGAAUAAUUUUACAAUUGUAGAAAAUAAACAACACAGAGCUUCAUCAUUUCCCCCAAAGAUCCUCAUCAUCCCUCUGAGUGUUUUGAUCGUGAUCGUAAUUGUGGUGCUGUUCAUCUGGUUUAUACUCAGACACAUAGAACAGAGCAAAGCAGAAUCAUCAGCCACAGCAAUGGUUGGAGAGGAAGUAACAUACUCUGAAGUUAGAACCAAGAAAAAAUGUUCACCCAAGGCUGGAGACAAAGUAACAUACUCUGAAGUCAGACCCAAGAAAAAACGUUUACCCAAGGCUGAAGGAAAAGAAACAGAAGUUACAUACAGCGUAUUAGCUAAUCUCUACUGAAAUGCUUUGACAUUCAAACUUUUUUUGCAAUCUUAACUUUCUCUGUACCUAUGUUACUGGAGUCCUUGUGAGAUAAAUGGUGUAAUGUGUUAUGUGAUGUCAUCAACAUGUUAUGUAGUAAAUAUUUUCUUUGUCUUUUCAAAUAUUUUGUAAAAAAAAACCUAUUCCUGCAAAGUUGUUGUCACGGGCUGGGUCUGUGACCAACAUUCCUCUAUGUUAAGUUCAUCUUGUUAUCUUAAAGCUCCUAAGUUGCUCAGUGUUUAGUCCUUUGUCUAUUAGGUCCUUUUGUGUCAUCACCCCUUGUGUUUUAGUCUCCCUUGUUGGUUCAUGUUGUCAAGUUGGUAUCAUGUCUGCAUCCCGUCAUGUUUCCUGUUUAUUUUGAAAAUCUUGCUUCCCUGUUCUGUGUGCUCAGUUUACACUUCCCCUAUGGUGUUAUUAUGGUCUGUUCUGUCAGCUGUUUGUUCGUGUGUUUCCACUUCCCCUAAACUCCCCUGUGUGUAUUUUAGUCUGUGUGUGUUCUUUCAGUCUUCUGUGUUACCACCCAUCUCGGCUUGUCAAGGUUUUUUCAUGAUUUUUUGUUCUGGGCAUGUUCACGUUUCUAGUUCAUGUUUUUUGAUGUCAUAGUUCCUCUCAUGCCCCAGUGCAAAAUCAUGUUCAUAGUUGUUCAUAGUCUGCCCUAGUGUUCCCAGUUUAGGAUUUAGUUUAGUUUUCACCAUGUUGCCUUGUUUUGUUUCUUGUAAUCAGCCGUAAUAAAGGCUCGUUUUCUCUUUAA
Messenger RNA from Oreochromis niloticus (Nile tilapia), 2006 nucleotides. RefSeq names its product polymeric immunoglobulin receptor-like. The transcript has 10 exons. The record is from RefSeq and is a predicted model, not a curated record. NCBI's taxonomy places the organism in Eukaryota, Metazoa, Chordata, Actinopteri, Cichliformes, Cichlidae. Gene Ontology annotation, cellular component: plasma membrane. Gene Ontology annotation, molecular function: transmembrane signaling receptor activity. The coding region runs from base 158 to 1234 and encodes 358 amino acids.